CCAAGACCGGCUGCAGUCGGAGGGGACCUUCCCCACCCCCCCCUUUCCUCUCCUUCCCUAACCCCCUCUUCAACCUUAGCACCCCCCUUUCUUCCUCCGCCAUCACAUUCUCUCCCCCCACCCCCCUUUUCAUCUCAUCUUCUCCUGGGGGGAGAACCUCCCUACUCCAAACGAAUCCCCCCCCACCAGAAUCCGACUCGAAAUCCAAGAGGGGGAGAAAAAAAAUAUUUUUUUUUUUUAAAAAAAGGCCACCAUCCCCACCACCGUCUCCGAGGCUGGACCCCGCUGGGUGAAGAAGAGGAAGAAGGCACCCCCUCCUCCGCCCCCCAGGAAGCACCCUGGAAGGAGAAGCCGCCCCCCACUCGCCUGCCCUGGGGGUGAGGAGGCAGAAAACCGUUGGGAGCCCCACCCCGUCCACGCGUGCGUCGCCCGCCGCCCCCGCCCCGCGCUCUCCCGCGCUCGGCCGCCCGGGCAGGGACCAUGCAUCUGGAGAUCAAAGUUGCCCUGAAUUUCAUCAUCUCCUACCUGUACAACAAGCUGCCCCGCCGGCGGGCCGACCUGUUCGGGGAAGAGCUGGAGCGGCUGCUGAAGAAGAAGUACGAGGGCCACUGGUACCCUGAGCGGCCCCUGAAGGGCUCGGGCUACCGCUGCGUCCACAUCGGGGAGACGGUGGACCCGGUGGUCGAGCUGGCGGCCAAGCGCAGCGGCCUGGCGGUGGAGGACGUGCGGGCCAACGUGCCCGAGGAGCUGAGCGUCUGGAUCGACCCCUUCGAGGUCUCCUACCAGAUCGGCGAGAAGGGGGCCGUCAAGGUCCUCUACCUGGACGACAGCGAGGGCUGCAGCUCGGCCGAGCUGGACAAGGAGAUCAAGAGCAGCUUCAACCCCGACGCCCAGGUGUUCGUGCCCAUCGGCAGCCAGGACAACUCCCUGUCCAACUCGCCGUCCCCGUCCUUCGCCCGCUCGCCCAGCCCCACGUUCAUCCCGCGCUCCGCCCAGCCCAUCACCUUCACCACCGCCUCCUUUGCCGCCACCAAGUUCGGCUCCACCAAGAUGAAGAAGGGCGGCGGCGGUGGCGGCGGGGCGGGCGGCGGCGGGGCGGGGGGCGGGCCGGGCGGCCCCCCGCCGCCGCCCCCCCAGCCCCGCCUGGCCCGCUCUCCCACCAACGGCCUGCUGAAGCACAAGGGCCUCUCCCUGUCUAUGCAUUCUCUGAACUUCAUCGGGGGCGGCGGCCCGGCCCCCCAGUCCCAGCUGUCCCCCAACGCCAAGGAGUUCGUCUUCAGCGGCGGCUCCCCCGGCAUCUUCUUCGACGGCGCCGACCCCCAGCCCGCCGUCGCGGCCCACGGCGGCGGCGGCGGCGGCGGCGGCGGAGCCGGGUUCGACGUGGCCCAGGUCUUCGGCGGCGGCGCCGCCAACGGCCUCUUCCUGGAGAAGUCGCCCUUCGUGGAGGGACUGAGCUACAACCUGAACGCCAUGCAGUACCCCAACCAGCCCUUCCAGCCCGUCGUCCUGGCCAACUGACCGGGCCCCCGCCCCCCC
Tachyglossus aculeatus (Australian echidna) is the source of this 1536-nucleotide messenger RNA. RefSeq names its product transducer of ERBB2, 2 (gene TOB2). Lineage: Eukaryota; Metazoa; Chordata; Mammalia; Monotremata; Tachyglossidae. Gene Ontology annotation, molecular function: transcription corepressor activity. The record is from RefSeq and is a predicted model, not a curated record. Gene Ontology annotation, cellular component: cytoplasm; nucleus. Gene Ontology annotation, biological process: regulation of gene expression.